GUCCUGGAGCUAGGGAUGGAGGCUGUUUUCGGGCAAGUGGCCUGGUCGGCCUGUCCUCGGAGAGGCGGUGAAAGCAGAGACUGGAAGGCAGAGAGCCUUGCCGACCUGUGGCCGAAGAGCUCUCUGGGAGACAGCCACCGGUGGUGCAAAGGUCCUGGGGUCGGCCCAGCUGGGCCGCAGCUCCGGGAGGCGGCGCGAGAGAGCAGUGGGCCGGGCGGUGGCGGCCGGCGCCCGAGUCGGAGCCCGGCGAUUGCCUUACAAGACAUGCUGCUGCUGAAGAAACACACGGAGGACAUCAGCAGCGUCUAUGAGAUCCGCGAGAGGCUCGGCUCGGGUGCCUUCUCCGAGGUGGUGCUGGCCCAGGAGCGGGGCUCCGCACACCUCGUGGCCCUCAAGUGCAUCCCCAAGAAGGCCCUCCGGGGCAAGGAGGCCCUGGUGGAGAACGAGAUCGCAGUGCUCCGUAGGAUCAGCCACCCCAACAUUGUUGCUCUGGAGGAUGUCCACGAGAGCCCUUCCCACCUCUACCUGGCCAUGGAACUGGUGACGGGUGGCGAGCUGUUUGAUCGCAUCAUGGAGCGCGGCUCCUACACAGAGAAGGAUGCCAGCCAUCUGGUGGGUCAGGUCCUCGGCGCCGUCUCCUACCUGCACAGCCUGGGGAUCGUGCACCGGGACCUCAAGCCCGAAAACCUCCUGUAUGCCACACCCUUUGAGGACUCAAAGAUCAUGGUCUCUGACUUUGGACUCUCCAAAAUCCAGGCUGGCAACAUGCUAGGCACCGCCUGUGGGACCCCCGGAUAUGUGGCCCCAGAGCUCUUGGAGCAGAAGCCCUACGGGAAGGCCGUAGAUGUGUGGGCACUGGGCGUCAUCUCCUACAUCCUGCUGUGUGGGUAUCCCCCCUUCUACGACGAGAGCGACCCUGAACUCUUCAACCAGAUCCUGAGGGCCAGCUAUGAGUUUGACUCUCCUUUCUGGGAUGACAUCUCAGAAUCAGCCAAAGACUUCAUCCGGCACCUUCUGGAGCGAGACCCCCAGAAGAGGUUCACCUGCCAACAGGCCUUGCAGCAUCUUUGGAUCUCUGGGGACACAGCCUUCGACAGGGACAUCUUAGGCUCUGUCAGUGAGCAGAUCCAGAAGAACUUUGCUCGGAUGCACUGGAAGCGAGCCUUCAAUGCCACCUCAUUCCUGCGCCACAUCCGGAAGCUGGGGCAGAGCCCAGAGGCCGAGGGGGCCUCUGAGCAGGGCCUGGCCCGCCACAGCCACUCAGGCCUCCAUACUGGCCAGCCCCCCAAGUGGUGAUCCCCAGGCAGAUGCCAAGGCCAAGUGGACUGACCCCCAGAUUUCCUUCCCUUGGAUGCUUUUGGUCCCCUCCCCCAACCCUUCACCCCUGGGGCUGGCCUCUGCUGGAGUUUGAGAUUUGAGGGUGUGGCGCAUGGUGCUGGGGUUGGAAUGGAGCACCCUCAAGUCUGUCCCCAGGCUCUGCCCUGCCUGGGGGCAGUGGAUCCCCUCCCCUGUUGCCUCUCCCGCCCCUGCCCCCCACCCCACCAAAAGCCGAGGAGGUGCUGGCAGGCGGGCCUCAGGGGCUGUCUUUCCUGCAUGGCUGUUCUGUGCUUCGCUGAGUGUGGGUGGUCCUGCUUGUGCCAUGGUCAUGGCCUUCCAGCCCCCUCCAGUUUUCCCCAAACCAAUAAAGAAAGAUACAGCAA
This is a messenger RNA of Macaca mulatta (Rhesus monkey), 1700 nucleotides long. The record is from RefSeq and is a predicted model, not a curated record. NCBI's taxonomy places the organism in Eukaryota, Metazoa, Chordata, Mammalia, Primates, Cercopithecidae.